GGUGGAGUUGAUGACAUGACCAAGUUAUCUUAUUUGCAUGAGCCUGGAGUCUUACAUAACUUGGCAAUAAGAUACCAACUUAAUGAAAUAUAUACUUAUACAGGAAGUAUACUUAUUGCCAUCAAUCCAUUUCAAAAGCUCCCGCACUUGUAUGAUGCCCAUAUGAUGCAGCAAUAUAAGGGCGCGCCAUUUGGAGAACUUAGUCCUCAUGUGUUUGCUAUUGCUGAUAUUGCUUAUAGGGCUAUGGUCAAUGAGGGAAAAAGUAACUCCAUAUUGGUAAGUGGAGAAAGUGGUGCUGGUAAAACAGAAACUACUAAGAUGCUUAUGCGGUAUCUUGCCUAUUUGGGAGGUCGUAAAAAAACUGAAGGGCGGACAGUAGAACAACAAGUUCUUGAGUCCAAUCCGGUACUGGAAUCAUUUGGUAAUGCAAAAACUGUAAGAAAUAACAAUUCAAGUCGGUUUGGUAAAUUUGUGGAAAUUCAGUUUGAUAAACAUGGACGAAUAUCUGGAGCAGCCAUAAGAACUUAUCUUCUUGAAAGAUCUCGAGUGUGCCAAAUUUCAGAUCCUGAACGCAAUUAUCACUGUUUCUAUCUUCUUUGUGCUGCUCCUCAGGAGGAUAUUGACAAGUACAAGCUAGGGCCUCCGAAGACAUUCCAUUAUCUCAAUCAAUCUAAUUGUAUUGAACUUGCUGGUGUGAAUGAUGCUCAUGAGUAUUUGGCUACCAGGAGGGCAAUGGAUGUUGUCGGAAUAAGUCAAAAGGACCAGGAUGCAAUUUUCAGAGUUGUGGCAGCUAUUCUCCAUCUUGGUAAUGUUGACUUUUCUAAGGGGCAGGAAAUUGAUUCGUCAGUUAUAAAGGAUGACAAAUCGAAAUUCCAUCUUAAGACAGUUGCAGAGCUUCUUAUGUGUGAUCCUGUUGCACUGGAAGAUGCAUUACUGAAGCGUGUGAUGGUCACUCCCGAAGAAGUUAUUAAGAGAAGUCUUGAUCCUACUGCUGCAUUAAUCGGCAGGGAUGGGUUAGCUAAGACAAUAUAUUCUCGUUUGUUUGACUGGUUGGUUGACAAGAUAAAUGUCUCGAUUGGGCAAGAUCCAAAUUCAAAAGUUCUUAUUGGUGUUCUUGAUAUAUAUGGUUUUGAAAGUUUUAAAACUAAUAGUUUUGAACAGUUUUGCAUUAAUUUUACCAAUGAAAAGCUACAGCAGCAUUUUAAUCAGCAUGUCUUCAAGAUGGAGCAAGAGGAGUACGAAAGAGAGGCGAUUGACUGGAGCUACAUAGAAUUUGUAGAUAACCAAGAUGUUCUUGAUCUUAUUGAAAAGAAACCGGGAGGAAUUGUUGCUCUUCUUGAUGAAGCCUGUAUGUUUCCGAAGUCAACACAUGAAACAUUUUCUCAAAAGCUUUAUCAGACAUUUAAGUCGCAUAAACGUUUCAUCAAACCAAAAUUGUCACGGACGGAUUUUACAAUUGCUCAUUAUGCUGGAGAGGUACUUUACCAAUCAGAUCAAUUUCUUGAUAAAAAUAAAGAUUAUGUUGUUCCCGAACAUCAAGAUAUGCUGGGUAGCUCCAAGUGCUCAUUUGUAGCUGAAUUGUUUCCUCCACUGGUUGAAGAGUCAAACAAAUCUUCAAAUAAGUCUUCCAAGUUUUCAUCUAUUGGCUCCCGGUUUAAGGCACAACUCCAACAGCUGAUGGACACGUUGAAUUCUACAGAGCCUCAUUAUGUCAGAUGUGUGAAGCCUAAUAACAAACUCAAGCCUGCUAUUUUUGAGAAUGUCAAUAUCUUGCAGCAACUACGCUGUGGUGGUGUCUUAGAGGCAAUUAGAAUCAGUUGUGCUGGAUACCCCACCCGCAAGACAUUCUAUGAAUUUCUCAACCGUUUUGGUCUUCUUGCUCCUGAGGUCAUGGAAGGAAAUUUUGAUGAAAAGACUGCCUGCAAAAAAAUCUUGGAGAAGAUGGGCAUGACUGGAGCACAGACAGGAAAAACGAAGGUCUUCCUAAGGGCUGGUCAAAUGGCUGAAUUAGAUGCUCGCAGAGCUCAAAAACUUAGUAAUGCAGCAAAGAAAAUACAAAGAAAGAUUAGAACUUAUAUUGCUCGGAAAUACUUUCUUGCCUUGCAGCAGGCAUCAAUUAGCUUGCAGGCUGCAUGUAGAGGAAUGCUUGCUUGCAAAAUUUACGACAGUUUGAAAAAGGAAGCAGCUUCUCUGAAAAUUCAGACGAAGUAUAGAGGUCACUUGGCUAGGAAGAACUUCUCAGGACUUAAAUAUUCAGUAAUUGUACUGCAAACAGGGAUGCGAAAGAUGGCUGCACACAAAGAGUUCAGAUACAGGAAACAAUCCAAGGCUGCAACUACUAUACAGGCUCGCUGGCGAUGUCAUAGAGAUCAUACAUUUUACAAGAAGCUUGUACAUGCGACAAUUAGGGCCCAGUGCAGAUGGAGGGGAAGACUGGCCAAGAGAGAGCUUCGGAAACUGAAAAUGGCUGCAAGAGAAACGGGUGCACUUAAAGAAGCAAAAGAUAAGCUGGAAAAGCAGGUGGAAGAUCUAACACUGCGCUUACAGCUUGAAAAACGUCGGAGGGCUGACCUGGAAGAAGAAAAGACCCAGGAAUUAUCAAAGAUGCAACAAUCCAUGGAAGCUAUGCAAAGCAAACUGGAUGAAACAAAUGCUUCACUUGUUAGAGAGCGUGAGGCUGCUCAAAAAGCUAUUGAAGAAGCUAACUCAAUUGUCCAAGAAACCCCUGUUCCGGUUGAGGAUACAGCUAAAAUAGAGGCUCUUACUUCAGAAAUGGAAAAACUGAAGGAAUCCUAUGAAUCUGAAAAGCAACGGGCUGAUGAUUCAGAGAGGAGAUGUGCUGAACUCCUGCAAUCAUUUGAAGAAAAGAGUCAGAAGUUAGAAGAAACUGAGAAAAGAGUCAGUCAACUUAAGGAAUCUUUGAGCAGGCUUGAAGAGAAACUGACUAACGUAGAAUCAGAAAACAAAGUUCUUCGCCAGCAGGCUCUGGCCAUGGCACAGAAUCAUAAAUUACUAUCAAGAAGCUCAAGGUCACUUAUGCAGAGAGUUGGAAGCACAAAGGCCGUCCCAGAUUUGCAUAGCACUUCCAUGAACUCAAGAGAUCAAUCCGAGAUGGAAGACAGGCCUCAAAAGUCACUAAAUGAGAAGCAGCAGGAGUAUCAGGAUUUGCUCAUCCGAUGUAUUGCUCAGCACUUGGGCUUCUCCAGAGGAAGACCUGUUGCCGCCUGCAUCAUAUACAAAUGUCUAAGGCAGUGGCAUUCAUUUGAGGUCGAGAGAACAAGCAUUUUUGACAGGAUAAUACAAACCAUAGGCAGCGCUAUUGAGACGCAGGACAACAAUGAUGUUUUAGCAUAUUGGUUGUCCAAUGCAUCAACAUUGUUGUUGCUGUUGCAACGCACACUGAAAGCUGGUGGAGCUGCCGGGGCUACUCCACAGUAUCGAAGAUCUCCAUCCGCCACCCUCUUUGGGAGAAUGACACAGAGUUUUCGGGGUUCUCCUCAAGGUGUCAAUCUUUCUGCACUGGCUGAAGAUUCUUCGGGUGCCUUACUGCAAGUGGAUGCCAAAUACCCUGCUUUAUUGUUCAAACAGCAGUUGACUGCUUAUGUGGAGAAAAUAUACGGAAUGAUCCGUGAUAACUUGAAGAAAGAGAUUUCCCCAUUGCUUGGAUUAUGCAUUCAGGCUCCUCGGAUAUCCAGAGCAAACAUGGUUAAAGGAGGCUCUCGUACUGUAGCAAACUCUGCUGCACAGGAGACAUUAGUUUCCCACUGGCAAGGAAUUGUGAACAGCCUUGAGAAUUUCCUUAACGUAUUAAAAACAAAUCAUGUGCCUGCCUUUUUGGUUCGGAAAGUGUUCGUUCAGAUAUUCUCUUUCAUCAAUGUGCAGUUAUUCAACAGCCUUUUGCUGAGGCGAGAAUGCUGUUCGUUUAGUAAUGGGGAAUACGUCAAGGCAGGAUUGGCUGAGCUGGAGCACUGGUGUUACAAGGCAACCGAUGAGUACGCAGGUACAGCAUGGGAUGAGCUCAAGCAUAUAAGACAGGCUAUUGGGUUCCUGGUCAUACAUCAGAAGCCGAAGAAGACGCUGGAUGAAAUAAGUCAUGAUCUAUGUCCUGUCCUAAGCAUUCAGCAGCUCUACAGAAUCAGCACGAUGUAUUGGGAUGACAAAUACGGCACACAAAGCUUAUCCCCAGACGUAAUAUCGAGCAUGAGGGUGCUGAUGACAGAGGAUUCAAACAAUGCUGUCAGUAGUUCUUUCCUGCUCGAUGAUGAUUCAAGCAUACCCUUUUCCGUUGACGAUCUUUCCAAAUCAAUGGAUCGUUUUGACAUUUCAGACAUCGAACCACCACCACUUAUUCGUGAAAAUUCAGGCUUCAGCUUCUUAUUACCACAAACGACCUGAUCAUCCCCAGUUGUUUUCACAUAAAUCGUUUCUGAAACAUCCUCAAUUCUCAGUAAAAACCCUUAAGUUGUAUAGCUUGUUGGGGAUGUACAUGGAAUCAUGUAACCUUUUGUCUGGGGAUGCCGAAAAACAUUGCAAUUGUGAAUUCAAAUACAAAUACGUGCAACGAUGCUCUUCCUUCCACUCUCCAUCUCACCGGCGCAUUCUAACAUUUUUGAACACAUCAAAAAGAAGCAAUAAUACACCGGGAAGCAUCUCGAAUGCCUUUCUUCCCACAUAUAUAUAUCAGAACAUUCGAAUUCGAAGGUGGAAUAUGCUUGUUCAUUUAUACACAAUUGGGAGAAGAAGCUGUAUCCUUG
This is a messenger RNA of Andrographis paniculata, 4754 nucleotides long. Its product is annotated as myosin-9-like. Gene Ontology annotation, molecular function: ATP binding; actin filament binding; microfilament motor activity. Gene Ontology annotation, biological process: actin filament organization; vesicle transport along actin filament. Lineage: Eukaryota; Viridiplantae; Streptophyta; Magnoliopsida; Lamiales; Acanthaceae. The transcript has 38 exons. Gene Ontology annotation, cellular component: myosin complex; cytoplasm; vesicle. Bases 16 to 4395 code for a protein of 1459 amino acids. The record is from RefSeq and is a predicted model, not a curated record.